Theobroma umbraticum is the source of this 1672-nucleotide messenger RNA. Its product is annotated as nicotianamine aminotransferase 1-like. Gene Ontology annotation, cellular component: cytosol. Gene Ontology annotation, biological process: L-tyrosine catabolic process; biosynthetic process. The record is from RefSeq and is a predicted model, not a curated record. Gene Ontology annotation, molecular function: L-tyrosine:2-oxoglutarate transaminase activity; pyridoxal phosphate binding. Lineage: Eukaryota; Viridiplantae; Streptophyta; Magnoliopsida; Malvales; Malvaceae.
AAUAAUGUUAUUGUCUGUUCCUUCUGUUUUCUUUCGUCGGUAGUGCUGCUUCAUAUCUGGCUAUCGUGUCACUUCUGCAUAAUGCAGACUGCACACCACUACUCAAUUUUCAAACACUAACAAGCAAAAAGAUGGAAAAUGGCUCAAAGCAAUGGCGUUUCCAAGGAAGCAAAGGGCUGAACCCGGCGUCAGCAAUCAGUCUACGAGCUGUUCUGGAACUGGUAAUUGGAAAUCUCAGAAAAGAUGAUCCGAGACCCAUCAUUCCCCUUGGCAAUGGCGAUCCCUCACAAUUUCCAUGCUUUAGGACUUCCACAAUAGCGGAAGAUGCCAUAGUUGAUGCCCUCCAUUCAGCCAAGUAUAAUGGUUAUGCACCUCCUCUUGGAGUUCCAUCUGCCAGAAGGGCUAUUGCAGAUUAUCUCAAUCUUGACCUGCCAUACAAGUUAUCUCCGGAUGAUAUUUAUCUUGCAAGUGGAUGUGUACAAGCAAUUGAAGUUGCAUUGGCAGCCAUUGCCCGCCCUAGUACCAACAUUUUACUCCCAAGACCAGGCUUCACCUUCUAUGAAUCUCGUGCUGCACAUAACCAUCUUCAAGUCCGUCAUUUUAAUCUUCUUCCUGAUAAGGGUUGGGAGGUUGACCUUGAUGCCGUUGAAGCUCUUGCGGAUGAGAAGACUGUUGCCAUGGUUAUUAUAAACCCUGGCAAUCCUUGUGGAACUGUCUACAGUUAUGAACAUUUGAAAAGGGUUGCAGAGACAGCAAGAAAGCUUGGAAUUCUGGUAAUUGCUGAUGAAGUUUAUGGUCAUCUUACAUUUGGGAGCACUCCCUUUGCUCCAAUGGCAGUGUUUGGAUCAAUUGUGCCAGUCCUCACUCUUGGGUCUAUAUCAAAGAGAUGGAUCGUUCCUGGCUGGCGACUUGGUUGGCUUGUGACUAGUGAUCCUAAGGGCAUCCUUCGAAAGUCAGGGAUUGUGGACUCAAUUACAGACUAUCUCAAUAUCACUACUAAUCCUGCAACCUUCAUUCAGGGAGCAGUUCCCCACAUCUUGGAGAAUACAAAGGAUGAUUUCUUUUCGAAAAUCAUUGUUACCCUAAGAGAGGCUGCAGAGGUAUGCUAUAAUGGAAUUAAGGAGGUACCUUGCCUAAGUUGUGCAAAGAAACCAGAAGGGUCCAUGUUUGUAAUGGUGAAGCUGAACAUUUCCCUGUUGGAAGACAUUAACGAUGACAUGGAUUUUUGCAAGAAGCUAGCUAAAGAGGAGUCAGUCAUUAUUGUCCCAGCUGGGAUAGCUUUUGGAAUGAAGAAUUGGAUUCGCAUAACUUUUGCUUGUGAAAUCUCAACUCUUGAAGAAGGGCUUGGAAGGAUAAAAGCCUUUUACCAAAGGCAUGCUAAGAAACAAUAAAAUUUAUUUGGAGUCAAAGAGAUCGAUGGAAUGUCACAUGAAAUAACAUGCAUAGUGUAUUUCAUACUUCAUUCAGAUCGUUCCACUAGCUAGGUUUCCUUGAAUAUUACUACUAAAUUAUAUGUUCCCUAUGCUAGUAUUUGGGAUCCAUGAUGAGGAUCUUAUUACUAUGUUCAUGCCAUCAUUUUUGUGAUUUUCUUUUCUCCAAUGUAUCACAGCUCUUCAUGUUUGAUACCCUUUUGUUCUAUUAAUAUGAACUCUUUUUAGUCAAAGUUUUUCAA